UGUGGCUUGAGGGUAUUAGCGGACAAGCUUACCAAGUUGAACAAUGGACAGCAGAGUAUAGAGACUUUAUCACAUUGGUGCAUCUUCCAUAGAAAAAAAGCAAAGCAGGUUGUGGAAACAUGGCAGCAACAAUUUUAUUGUGCUCCAAGAGAUCAACGAAUAUCUUUCCUAUAUCUAGCAAAUGAUAUUUUGCAAAAUAGCAGAUGGAAGGGUCUGGAGUUUAUUGAUGAGUUUUGGAAAGUUAUCCCUGGUGCCCUUAGUGAUGUAUUUAAUAAUGGGGGUGAGAUUGGAAGAAGCACUGUAGUAAGAUUGAUGGACAUAUGGGAAGAACGCAAAGUCUUUGGUUCUCAUGGACAAGUACUUAAGGACAAUAUUUUGGGAAGCGAUAAUGGGAAUAAAAAUAUAAACGAGAAGGUCAUUAGAUACAAGUUGAAACAUCCAUCUGGAGAACAGUUGGAGGAGCUCAUUUCAGGCUAUACUCAUAUUUAUGAUCUUCCCUAUGACGAAGACACUUUAUAUGGAAAUUGUCAAGCAGCUACUAACCUCGUUGAUGAAGUGGAUAAGGAACUUGUGAGUGAGUUAGGAGGGAAUUCCAAUGGAUCUGGAGUAGUCAGGAAGAUGCAGGUACAGCAUGGUGUAUUAAGAGAAUGCAUAGAACAACUAAAAGUUAUUGAAUCCUUGAGAGCAACUCUGAUCACCUAUUUAAGAAAGGCACUUCACGAACAGGAGUCAAAGUUUGAACAGGUCCAUCAACAACUUCAGGCUGCUCAAUCAAGAUAUGAACAAUCAGUCAACUUGCAUAAGCAGCUCGGUACUGGUCCCUCAUCACCUGAUCAAAGGCUUAACAACUCAUCAGCUUUCCCUGACAGCCCACCUAAACUUAUCCCUCAAUCCGGUGCUGGCACCAGAUCACAAACUACUGCAGGCAGAUACAGCCAGGAUAGACUUCCUGGAGACAAUAAUGCUCCUGUUACAGACAGGUACCCAGAAACAGCAGCUGCUGCAGUUGCACCACAGUUUGCAGCUUCCACUUCCACUUCUCAGAUGCUGAUACAUGUCCACACCUCUCCAGCUUCUGAUGGCAUCUUUAGCCUUUCAAUUAAAGAAGACCACCCUACUGAUAACAAGAGGCUUAAACUAGAGGACAAUGUGCCACCACCAUUGCCACAGCUUCGGCCGCUCUUGCCAUCAUUCCUGCAUCCUGAUUUGUUAAAUCAGCCUCCGCCGCUACAGCCAUCAUUUCCUGUUACACAACCAAGUUCAAGAACAAUGCCACCACCACCUCCUUUCCUGCCUAUGCCACUACCACCACCUCCACCAACUACACCCCAAUUCAUGCAGUUUUCUUCUGGACCUACAAUGCCUUUUGGUUAUGGCUCAGUUCCUUUCCCAAACUACCCAAUGCAUGGCAUGCAACUCUAUCCAAGUCUCAUAAACCAGCCUUAUGGUCUUCAAUCCUCGGAGGGGUUCAUUCAGUUAGGCCAACCGCCAUUGCCAACUGCACCACCACCACCACCACCUCCACCUUGAACCAACAACAAGAGAAGGCGAAGAAGGGGUGCUGUUAGGUUCAGUAGUUGUCAUGUAUCCAUGGUUGUGACCGUAAACAUGUAUAUUAAGAUACCUGCUUCACAGCUCCUGAAGAUAGUCAUCCUGGAGAAGAACAUGAGGACCUUAUAUCUAAUGGUAAUCUGACCUAUUGCCUGCGGAAGAGAUGUUUAAGUUGUAGUCAUUCUUUUUGUUUCUGGAGAUUCAUGUUGAGCUUUCCCAGGAUUUGUCGUGGCCUGAUGCCUGGGUGGCUGCUGGCACAGAGUUUGGUCAGAUGUAUCCUCAACUCAACCGAGGGAGAAUUGUAAACCUGGGAUCGAACAUGAAAUGUGGUGUAAGUGAACAAUAUUGGAUGACA
This is a messenger RNA of Musa acuminata subsp. malaccensis (wild Malaysian banana), 1906 nucleotides long. The record is from RefSeq and is a predicted model, not a curated record. Lineage: Eukaryota; Viridiplantae; Streptophyta; Magnoliopsida; Zingiberales; Musaceae.